AUGAAUGUAUUAGAGCCCCAAGGGGACGCGGCCGGGUUCACAUCAACGAGCAGGUCACACACGUCACGGAACUUUAAUGGCGGUCACGUCGGCAUCUCGAAUAUACAAACAUACCGAAUCACGGAAGAGCUAGGAAUGGCCUGGCAAGUGCUCGGAUACACAGAUAAUGCCAUUUUGCCUAUUGCAACCUUGCAAUGGAAACAGACGUUACUACCCACUAGAGGACACGAUGAGAAUGUUCCACGGAGAGGAACUGGAACCAAUAGAGACAAUCGACCCAUGCCCCCCGGAACCAUGGCAGAAGCCACAGCACUCAAAGGCAUCCACCUCGACUCCGACAGGGCCAGAGCCAUUGAGAGAGCUAUCCUCAUAGACAGAUAUAUUAAUAUAUAUAUACACUUGUAUGCCAGUUUGAGGUUUCAACUCCAAGGGCGGCUGGGACAGUCUGUGACUAAACCAACCAACCAACCAAUCAAUCAAUCAAUCAAUCAACGUAACAGCCGGCAUAGGUUGGAAAGUGUAGUCCUACCACAGAAGUAG
Messenger RNA from Paracoccidioides lutzii Pb01, 540 nucleotides. RefSeq lists its product as hypothetical. The record is from RefSeq and is a predicted model, not a curated record. The coding region runs from base 1 to 540 and encodes 179 amino acids. The transcript has a single exon.